AUGUUUAACUACGAACGGCCAAAACACUUCAUCCAAUCCCCAAAUCCAUGUGGCUCCAGACUGCAUCCCCCCGGACCAGAAACCUCCAGCUACUCUAGCCAGACCAAACAGUCUUCCAUUAUCAUCCAGCCCCGCCAGUGCACAGAGCAAAGAUUUUCUGCUUCCUCAGCAGUGAGCUCUCACAUCACCAUGUCCUCCUCCUCUUCUGCUUUCCCUGCUUCUCCCCAGCAGUUUGCUGGCUCCAACCCAGGCCAAAAGGUUACAGCCACCUAUAACCAGUCCCCAGCCAGCUUCCUCAGCUCCAUAUUACCAUCACAGCCUGAUUACAGUAGCAGUAAAAUCCCUUCCACUGUGGACUCCAAGUAUCAACAACCCUCAGUUGGCCAACCUGUAUAUGCUAAGCCAUCCCAAAGUACAAAUGCUAAGCCCACACCAAGGACUCCUGACCAUGAAAUACAAGGAUCAAAAGAAGCUCUGAUUCAAGACUUGGAAAGAAAGUUAAAAUGCAAGGACAGCCUUCUUCAUAAUGGAAAUCAACGGCUAACAUAUGAGGAGAAGAUGGCUCGCAGAUUACUAGGACCACAGAAUGCAGCUGCUGUGUUUCAAGCUCAAAAUGACAGUGAGACACAAGAUUCACCACAGCAGCACAAUUCAGAACAUGCACGGUUGCAAAUCCCUACUUCACAAGUAAGAAGUAGAUCAUCUUCAAGGGGAGAUGCGAAUGAUGCGGAUGCAAUCCAGGAGAAAUUUUACCCACCUCGUUUCAUUCAAGUGCCAGAGAACAUGUCAAUUGAAGAAGGAAGAUUCUGCAGAAUGGACUUCAAAGUGAGUGGACUGCCAGCUCCUGAUGUGUCAUGGUAUCUAAAUGGAAGACCAGUUCAAUCAGAUGAUUGUCACAAAAUGAUAGUGUCUGAGAAGGGUUUCCAUUCACUCAUCUUUGAAGUGGUCAGAGUUUCAGACGCAGGGGCUUAUGUAUGUGUGGCCAAGAAUAGAGCAGGAGAAGCCACCUUUACAGUGCAGCUGGACGUCCUGGCAAAAGAACAUAGAAGAGCACCAAUGUUUAUCUAUAAACCACAAAGCAAAAAAGUUUUUGAGGGAGACUCAGUGAAGCUAGAAUGCCAAAUCUCAGCUGUACCUCCACCAAAACUUUUCUGGAAAAGAAAUAAUGAAAUGGUACAAUUCAACACUGAUCGAAUAAGCUUAUAUCAUGAUAACUCUGGAAGAGUUACUUUGCUGAUAAAAGAUGUAAACAAGAAAGAUGCUGGGUGGUAUACUGUGUCUGCAGUUAAUGAAGCUGGAGUGAUUACAUGUAACACAAGAUUAGAUGUUACAGCCCGUCCAAACCAAACUCUUCCAGCUCCUAAGCAGUUACGUGUUCGGCCAACUUUCAGCAAAUAUUUAGCACUUAACGGAAAAGGUCUGGAUGUGAAACAAGCUUUUAACCCUGAAGGAGAGUUUCAGCGUCUGGCAGCUCAAUCUGGACUCUAUGAAAGUGAAGAACUUUAAUUACUUUACCAACAUUGGAAAACACAAUUAGUAUAUAGUCAAUUAAAUUUUUGAAAUAAAUC
Messenger RNA from Molossus molossus (Pallas's mastiff bat), 1568 nucleotides. It is a transcript of the gene MYOT, whose product is annotated as myotilin. The record is from RefSeq and is a predicted model, not a curated record. Gene Ontology annotation, molecular function: cell-cell adhesion mediator activity. Gene Ontology annotation, biological process: dendrite self-avoidance; axon guidance; homophilic cell-cell adhesion. The transcript is spliced from 9 exons. NCBI's taxonomy places the organism in Eukaryota, Metazoa, Chordata, Mammalia, Chiroptera, Molossidae. Gene Ontology annotation, cellular component: axon; plasma membrane. The coding region runs from base 1 to 1506 and encodes 501 amino acids.